AUGCAGUCUUCGCUGACCAGCUGGCUGAAAAAGUCCAGCUCCGAAAAGCAGCACCAGCAGCAUCGGAAUGUGCCUGUAGUCAUGCCGCCAAAGACCAACCGUCCACCCCCUCCUCCAAAGUCGGCUUCUGCUCCAACCGGCGUGCCCCUUACCACCACACCAACGCCCUCUGCCAUGGAGAACUGGAAUGAUAUCCCUGAUGACUUCCUACAAGCACCUUCGCGACCCAAGUCGAAGAAGAGCCCUCGCUCAUCUCGCGCCGUCACUCCUGUUGCUUCGACAAUACCCUCCCCUAAUAUUCUCCCAGUCCAGCAACCCCCCAAACCACAGCUUUUCGCCCUUCGUCCUCUGCCACCCAACGUCCAACUCGUGCCACUCACCGAAGACCUCAUGCCGGCAUUCAAGCGCCUAAACACCCUUACCCUGCCGAUAUCGUACCCAGAAUCAUUUUAUAAAGAGACCAUGACGGAGCCGCAUCACGGCAUCACACUCGUGGCAGUAUGGCACUCGUCCCCUGCAGAUAAAGCCAACGAGCCUUCGGCAGAGCAGUCGCAACUCGUUGGUGCUGUGCGGUGUCGGCUCCUUCCCUCUUCACAACUAUACAUCUCUACUUUGGGCGUACUCGCUCCCUAUCGUUCCCACGGCAUUGCUAUGCACCUGCUGCAAGCCAUCGUGAAAAAGGCCGUCGACCUCCAUAGCGUACGUUCCGUCACAGCGCACGUAUGGGAGGCAAACGAGGAGGGCAUGGAAUGGUACAAGAAGCGGAGCUUCGAUAUCGUGGGCAAAGAGGAGGGAUACUACAGGAAGCUUAGACCGCAAGGCGCACUCCUUGUGCGCAAGUGGAUAGGCGUGGGGGAUUUAUUAGACCCCAGUAUCUUGCAAAAAGAUGGGUUGAUUGGCGAGUGA
Molecule: messenger RNA, 906 nt
Organism: Bipolaris victoriae FI3
Lineage: Eukaryota; Fungi; Ascomycota; Dothideomycetes; Pleosporales; Pleosporaceae
Exons: 1
Coding region: 1-906 (301 amino acids)
Biological process (GO): mitotic sister chromatid cohesion
Cellular component (GO): NatA complex
Molecular function (GO): acyltransferase activity, transferring groups other than amino-acyl groups
Source: RefSeq, a predicted model, not a curated record